CUUUUUUCCUGUUAAAUUGGCGUCCAUAAUCACAUCGAACCCAGUUAACUAGAAGGCCUAGCCAGCUUAACCCAAAUCGAUUUUUUUUUUUUUUUUCUCCCCCCUUACUCGUUAGGAAUCCAAACGGUAACGACCUAUAAAUAUUGAAUCGCCCAGUACGAUUUAUUGGUUUCAGUCCGAGUUUCACUGUUUGCAAACUCUCUGUUUUCAAAUUCCAUUUUCACGGCGUAUUUUCCAGAAAUCUCAUAAAUAGUUUUACUUUCUUGUUGUUUUGCUUGGUUUAGUUACAGAGAAAGACGACCAGUUUGCAUAGUUGAGAUUUUGACAGUGAUACAUGUACGGAACAAUGCAGAGAGUUGGAUGGCGUUUUGAGUUGCAUUGCUUAUUGGUAUUGGUUGCAGUGUUUCAGGCACUUAAAGCUGCCUCGAUUGUGGUACCAAGUUCCAAUUGCUACGCCUUCGAUAAUUCUAGUCGCAUUGUGGAUUUUACGAGCUGGAUUGGACACGCUUUUGAGUAUGAUGGAGGGAUCACCGAUUUGGUGGUUCGAUUUUGCAAAGAUGUUGAGAGUAGAUCACAAUCGGGAUAUGUGGAUUUUGGUCGAUUUGAUAAGUUCAGCCACUUUGAAGCUGGUUCAGGACAAAUCGACUUUGUUCAAGGCUUUUACAAUGGUGAUCUGGCAAAUUGUGAGCACAGUUAUGAUAAAUUGGGGCGAACAUCUCAGGUAAAUAUAAUAUGUGGAAAUUGUUUAAGUGGAGAUUGUAGAGGUGGACUAGGAUGUAUUUGCAACAUUACCUACCACUCAACUUGCAGAGUCUUUGUUGAACUCGCCAUUCCGUGUGAGAAACCAGGCCCACGGGUUUUUAAGGGCUUCACUGUUGGUUUUCAUCCACGAUCAUGGGAAAUUGUCUAUAAUGGCAUGACUCAACUAGGAUUUGAAAAGUCUCACCACGAGUUCAGCUUCUCGACUGAACAGGAUGAUGUAGUCCUGUACAUGACUGCAAUUGCCUCACUUUCCACGUUGGUACAAAAACCUGUUGUUAAGGUUUUUCCAGACACGGGGCUGGAGGUUAGCAUAUCAGGCUCAGGGGCAUCUGGGAAUCCUCCUACAACUUUGUCACCCACAAUGUUGAUAAUAGAUUGGAGAUGUGAGAGAGUACGCGAUACUCCAUAUGAAGUUAAUGUUACUAUUCCUGUAGAAGGUUAUGAGCCCAUUCAGUUUAUUCUUUCAAAAAUGUGUGAAUUCAGGCAGGGUAAAGGUGGAGAUGCGACAAGAGGAUGGGCUGUAUUUGGAGUGUUAUCUUGCAUACUUGCUGUGUCAUCUACACUGUUUUGUUGUGGAGGGUUUAUUUACAAGACUCGAGUGGAACGGCAGCAUGGGAUCGAUGCCUUGCCAGGCAUGACAAUUUUAUCUGCCUGUCUAGAAACUGUGAGUGGAGCAGGGCAAAGUUACGUGCGAGCCGAAGAUUUAAACAAUGCUUUUGCCAGUGAAACCUCUUGGGAACGCCCUUCUGUUUCUGCUCAAGGAACAAGGAGACCAACUGAAAGAAAAUAUGGUGCAAUAUAAAUUUUCUAUGUACUUUGACAUCCCAAAUUUUUUUUCAGAAAGAAACAACAGAUAUCAAACGAGAAACCGGAGGAUGAUAAGUUUUACGAGCUCAUGUAAAAUCUCUGUAGUUCAAAUUCAUAGUAGAAGAUUGUAGUUCAGCAUUUUAUUUUUUUUAAUUUAUCAAAAAUUUUUAGUUUGCUAUCA
This is a messenger RNA of Ziziphus jujuba (common jujube), 1750 nucleotides long. RefSeq lists its product as uncharacterized. The transcript is spliced from 17 exons. Bases 335 to 1564 code for a protein of 409 amino acids. NCBI's taxonomy places the organism in Eukaryota, Viridiplantae, Streptophyta, Magnoliopsida, Rosales, Rhamnaceae. The record is from RefSeq and is a predicted model, not a curated record.